AUGGCGCAAAUAAAAAUACGAGAUUCGAAGUGUGACUACCCAGCAGCAUGCAAUGCAAUGGAAACUCUUCUCCUUCAUGAAGAUCUGGUGAAGAAUGGAAGUUUCUUUGUUGAUGUCUGUUCAAUGCUUAAAAAGGAAGGGGUAACCAUCUAUGCAGGACCAAAUUUGUCACAAUUGCUGACAUUUGGCCCUCCUCCUGCAAAGUCUCUGAGGACUGAGUAUGGUGCCCUUGAAUGUGCAAUUGAAAUUGUGAAGAGUGCUGAAGAAGCAGUGGAUCACAUUCACAACUUUGGCAGUGGUCAUACUGAAGUCAUUGUCACUGAAAAUCCUCAAACAGCGCAGGAUUUCCUGAAGCAAGUGGACAGCGCAUGUGUGUUUCACAACGCCAGUUCUCGGUUCGCCGACGGCUAUCGCUUUGGACUUGGUGAGUAGCUGUGUAUACGAGUGCGACUGUUGGCGCGUGUGUGUUCGCAGGCGCGGAGGUGGGCAUCAGCACGGCGCGUAUCCACGCGCGUGGCCCCGUGGGCGUGGAGGGCCUGCUCACCACCAAGUGGGUGCUGCGCGGGGAUGGCCACGCGGCCGCCGACUUCGGCGAGGGCGGCGGCGCCGUCUUCACGCACGAGACGCUCUCCAUCGACUAAGCGCCCCGCCCCCUCCUUCCCCUAAUUCCCUCGGCACCACGAUCUGAUCACGUGUGCAGUUGGCACGUGCUGUUCUGGAGCACUGGACUGGAACGAUGGUCUUCCGUGGUGUAUGCCAUGUUUGAAGAAAGCUCUCAAAGUUUUGUCUUCAUUAUGGAAUGAAAGCCUAAGGCGGUGUAUGGGGGAGGCGGAAAAUUAGUCUGCACUCGGGACUCGCCUCUUCAUAAGAUCUACUGAGUGGUCCCUACCUGAUGGCCUCAUCAGCCAGGGAAAUACCUACCCGACUGCCGAGGAAGCUCCACCUACCGAGGACACUCCCACAGUUUUACUGGUCUGUCUUAGACCUUAAUAACUUUACUUCGCCACUGAGAGAAGUGAUAAAUGUUUACUGCAGAUACGUGUGAGAAUACGUGUAGGAAUUUCGUAUUCAUUUUAAUCGGUAUAUAGUUUGGCGUUCGAGUACGGACGGGAGAGGUACGAUGUUGCUCUUCGCGUAACUUCAUAUAUCUGUGAAGAAUGUCCUUCACUUCACCCAACAUGGUUGCUGUUAACAUUGGACAAAAUGUGUGAGAAUUUCUUUACUAACUUGUAUGUUCAUUUUCUCACGUAAAACAGAGGAUACAUAAAGAAAUUAAAUUUCAAUAUCAGUGCUAAAAAUAUUAAAUAAAUAUAUUUAACAUUCUGAAAGGCAAGCUAGUUCUCCAUAUUUGUUUCAAGAUUCUGGACUUGUGCUGCACAAGAAACGUUUGCAGUAAUGAACAUGUUACAUAUUGUAAAGAUUUAACUCUCCUAGCUUUUGUUUCUUGUUUUUCUCUUCCAUUGACCUCCUUAUAUUUCAUCUCUCAACCCUCAACUCGUUCCUUACAACUCUAUUAUUUGUAUUUGCACACUCCUGCACUCUUGAAAGUGUGGGAAAUUUUAUGAAAUGUUGGCAAUGUAAUGUUUUAAAUUUAGAUAUACAUUCAUUUUUUUUUAAGAAAAAUAUUAAUGUUAUGUUGUAGAUAAAUAAAUCUUAAGUCUUGAUAUCAUAAUUCAAAUUUUCAAAGUUUCAUGUUGUAUAAAUGAUCAUUAAAUGUUUAUUUGUUCCAUUCAUAAUGCAUUAAAUUAAUAAUAAUUCACCUCCAAUAAUCACUGUAUUAACCGUGAACGCUUUUACCAGUUAUACCAGUUGUUGGCCUUCUUCGACUUUCAUGACAAAGAAGGCAAAGUGAUAUCAACACUACGCUUGUACACUUCGCCACAUUUUUUCAUGAUCACAUUGGAAUAUUACCUCAGAAUAAAAUUAAAUUGAAAUAGUUAUACAAAUAAAAUAGUUUUAAUGGGAGACAUAGAAAAUCGUUAUCAUAAAUUUAUUGUAAUAUUUUUUUGCAAGAACUAGUCGAUUAGUAGAGAAAAUGAUCGAAUUAUUCGAAGUUCUGUGGAGAAUCAGAGCUUUAAAAACUCCACUAUUGCUCCCUGGUACAUUCCACUUCUAAGACAUUCACCGCACUGUUGACGGUGAAGUAUGUUUUCCUUGAAUCUACAAAGAAAUCUUGUGUUUGAUAUCACAUUCUGGUAGCACACAGAUGUUCAAUUCAAAGUACGGUCGAUGACUCGAGGAGUGGAGCGCACGUAAUCGUCUCAUUAAGACUACUGACGGAUUAUUUCGCUCGCAAAACGGCCACAGAAAAUCACGCAGUUUGAAAUGCGAUGAACGCCAGCUCUCUUUUCUUUCAGUCUGUAAAAUUACUUUACAGUUGAAGAAAUAUGGUACCGUACAAUUUUUCCAUUCCAAAAACUGCAAUGUGCGAGAAAGAAAAAAGAACGAAGAGAUGUCGAAAUGGAGCAGCAACGUUGCAUCAGCCUUGUAUGUGACAUUAUCAUGACGUCAGUCAGCUUUCUCUGAUGAGUUGCAAAUGUGGUGGAAAGGGAUGACCGGGGUAGGUCAGAAGUGUGUUGUCAUUUCUGUAUGAAGGCUUUGUACAGUAAUCCAUAUGUUGUGUUUUAUUAUUUGUUGUCUAAUGUAAAAAGUGUAAGAAUAAAUUAUAGUGUUUUCAAAAAAA
Messenger RNA from Gryllus bimaculatus (two-spotted cricket), 2683 nucleotides. The record is from the annotation of a GenBank genome assembly. Lineage: Eukaryota; Metazoa; Arthropoda; Insecta; Orthoptera; Gryllidae.